AUAAAAUUGAAAAUUAAAAAAAUUGAAAACAAUAUUAUAAUUAAAAUUGAUAAAAAAAAUAUAUAGUAAAAGAAAGAUUUUCUUUUACGUUUGUUUUAUUUAAAAACACUUUUUUUUUUAAAUUAAUGGACUCUGAGCGCUUUGAAAACAAUAAAACCAAACAAUAUAUGUGUAAUUAACAAAAUUUAUAAUAAUAAAUAUAUAAACAAAACAACUAUUAUUUAUUUAAGUGGCAAAACGCUUAAACAUUAAAGUGUAAUAAACAAAUAUUAAAAAGAGAAAUUUAGUGCUUCGCAUUGAAAACUAUAAUAACACAAAUAUUUGAAUUAAAUUCAAAAUUAUGGAUCCUUUAUAUAAACGGAUUUGUAGAAGAUUUUCAAAAAAGGGUAUUAGGCCGUCCCUUAGUUUAGAUAAUACCAUUGAAACAUUGUUAAUUAAAAAUGAAAAUGAUUUCAUAAGUGUUGAACAGGACAAGGAUCCACAGAAUAUAAUAACAUUAUCUGCACGUAAACGUCAUUCGCAGCAAUUCCAUCAAGCACCCAAUACAGCAGGAACUCAACAUCAAAGUUAUCAACAGCAGCAGCAACAAAAACGUGAUGAAAAUAUGCGACAAUUAUUGGAUGUAACAAAUACUUUGACAUUUGAGGAAUUAAGAGAUUUUGAAAUGCGUUAUGGUUCACCACAUCACAGUCGUUCGCAGUCAGUUAAAACACCGGGUAGCAGAGCAUCGGGUCGUCCCAAUCAAUUGUGUUUGCCACAGCAAAGAUCAAGAGUGGCCUCUAUGCCUAAUACUGGUGUGGAAGAAGAGUAUUAUAGAUUAAGACAUUUCUCCAUAACCGGCAAGGGAGUGAUAAAUCGUGGUGAUUCCUUAAAAAGUAGACGCAGUAAAUCAAAUAACAGUGUGGCAAGUUCAAAUUCAAGCAAUGAACAUUUAACUACCCAAUUACAACCUACCCAAGUCCACUCUGCUCGUAACUCAGCCACUUGCAGUUUAGCUUCAAGUCGUGAAAGCAGUACUUCAAAUCCAGGCAGUGGUCCUUACAGAGUCCUUAUGCUGGGCGCUACCGCUGUGGGUAAAAGUUCUUUGGUCUCUCAGUUUAUGACCUCUGAAUAUUUACAUGCUUACGAUACUAGUAUUGGCAAUAAUUGUAACAUUCGUAUACAUAUCGAAAAACCCGCUGACGAUGAUGACUCGGGUGAAAAAUCUGUUUCAGUAUUGUUGAGUGGCGAAGAAUCGGAAUUAAUAUUUAUUGAUCAUCCAUAUGCCGAAAUGACGCCCGAUGAUUGCCUAAGUAGUUAUGAUCCACAUGGUUAUUGUGUUAUCUAUUCUGCCUCCGAUCGUAGUAGUUUCAGUGUGGCCGAACAUAUUUUACAAGUAUUAUGGACUAAUCAAAAUAUUGCCCAAAAGGCGGUAAUUUUAGUGGCAAAUAAGGCCGAUUUGGCACGCAGUCGUCUAGUGAGUGCAGAAGAGGGCAAAGCUAUGGCGACCGCAUAUGAUUGUAAAUUUAUAGAAACUUCAGUGGGUAUUAAUCAUAAUGUAGAUGAAUUAUUGGUGGGUUUAUUAUCACAAAUACGUUUAAAAUUGGAAAAUCCCGAAAAAUCUAGGGAUAUGUUUAGAAAACGUUCUAUUAGAAAAUCCAAGAGAAGAGCUUGUUCACCUUUAAGUGGAGCUUGUUUAACCGGUGGCACUAACCCAAAUACACCUAUGGGUCCCACCAAUAAUAUAAUAUCCGAUGUCAACACACCACCUGGCAGUGCUCACAGCAGUCCCCGUAAAUAUCGUGGUUCCCGUACAUCUACCAGUCUAAAAGUCAAAGGUUUAUUGGGUCGUGUCUGGGCUCGAGAUUCAAAAUCAAAAAGCUGUGAAAAUUUACAUGUUUUGUAAAUGAGCGUUAUAAAUUUAUUUAUUCUUUAUUUUUAGCGGAAAAUUUAACCCAAAGAUAAUAAGUAUUAUUUACAACAUUAAUUUUUACAAAGAAAAAAAGAAUGUUCUAGUCUAUAAUUUAUUCUAAAGGAUUAACUUAAUUAUUUUAUCUUUAAGUUAAGCUAAUAGCAAGUUUUACUAGAGUAAAAUUUGAACUAUUAAUUAUGGUUUGCAACUAAAAAACAACUAAAACAGCUAGAUACAUACAUUUUGUUGAAAAUGGGUCCACUUUAGAAUGAAUAGGCUAAAAUAUUGUAUAAUUAAAACUCUCGUAUAUACAGUACAUUUUUUAUAAUAAUUAAAUGUUUAAAAAAAUGUUUGUUAAAAAUCAGAAAAAUUCCAUUUAAAGAAAACACAACUAACUAACAUACAUAUGAAUGUAUUAUUUCUUUUUUUAAAUGUAUUUUCAAAAUAUCUAAAUGUUGUCAAUGUGAAAAUUUUUAAAAUUCCCCUCCAUUUUCCCUCCUUUUGAAUGAAAAGUAAAUAUAUAUUAAAUUAUAUAAAAGACAUAAUUAAGCAAAUAUUUACAAAAUAUUUGCUAUUUAAUAAAUAUAAGAAUUUUAUAAAAAUAAGCAAAAAAAAAAGUCACGAGUUCUAAAACGCGUGUAUUUAAAAAAAUGGCAAAAUAAGCAAUAUUUAAAAUAAAUUUAUUCCAAUUUAAUUGUUGUAAACAAAAAAGUAAUUAUUACACACAAAACUUAAGGAACAACAAUUGUUUUUUAUUUAUGAUUAAUUGUAUAUUUAACAGAAAUUACACUAUUAAAUACCUAUAAAUUAUAAAUUUAUUUAUUAAUAAUUUAUUUGUAAGUUUAUUUUUUAUUUAAUAAAAUAUCGCACAUUAAAUAUGCAUUUAAUAUUUAAUAAUUAUGUUGUUUUUUAUUAUUUUAAAUUAUUGCUCAUUUAAAGUAUAGUGUAAAAUCUGUUUUAUAUAUAUAUUUAUAUAUACAUAUAUAAAAGUUGUCAAAAUUCUUCCUAGAAAAGUGUGCUUUUAAUAAAAUGGUUAACCUUAAAUGCACACACAUUCCAUACAUACAGUGCAGUUUAAAAUUUAUAAAAUAUUUAUGUUUUAUUUUUAAUUUAUUUAAAAAUUAGUGAAGAAGCUUUUUAGUUCUAACUUCGUCUAACUUCGAUUUAUUAAAAAAUUAUGAAAACAUAGACGUCUGUGGCCAUAUGAUACAUUCGGAAAUUGACCCUAAAUAUGAUCUUGGAUGCAAUAUUGAACCUUUUGAUUUAAGUGUAUAAGACCUGCUGUUACAUAUUCCGAUUGGAAUGAUUCCAAUUUGAAUCGAUAUUGUUUAAUCUUCUUCAGUUUCUGAAUUAACUACUUCCAGAUCAAGUUUAAACAUAACCACUCCAGAUUCUCGAACAGCAACCUUAAAACUAGUGAUGUUUUUAUUACUUCUGGAACCCUCUCUCUGAAACAAGAAUGAUAAUUUCUCAGCGCUUUCUCUCUAUCUUAACAGUUACAAACAUAAAUCACAGAAAAAAAGAACCAGUUCUAGAACUGUUCUAAAGAAGGUGUAUAAGUAUGUUCUCUAAAGCAUCCCUUGAACAAGUUAGGAAAGGCUAAACAGCAAAUAGAUGCAACUCAACUCGGAAACAAUUGUAGUCCAUUGUGUUCCCUUCUUCCCAUAAGAAUAUAUGUUUAACCUUAGUAUGAAAACAAUGCGAAUAGAAAAGUUUGGAGCUAGACUGAGGGACUUUAUCUGGUUCACGAAAUUAUUUAGAUUCAGAUAUAACCUUCAAUUGACAGAAAGCUAAUAGAUGGCAUGGCUUUCAUAUAACAAUAUUUCCCAGUUCUUCUUUGAAUCUAUUAUUAUUUUUAUCUGUGUUUUAGAACAAUACCAAAUUAUUUGCUCAAUUGUUUCUGGCUCCUCAAUAGCAUCGCAUAACCUGCAGAUGUUUCGUAUGGUAUUGUCCCAUAAAAGUCCCUAUUGAGCAAUGCCUUGUUAAUACUCCUUUCGUAACCCUUAGACUACAUCUACCCAGUACAAUUGCAAUCUAUUUUACUAUUCCAGUAUUGGUUGAAAAUAUAACAGAAUCUUUCGAAGACCAUUCUAUAAUAGUCACAGAAGGUUGGAUUUACUGUCCUUUCACUUCUAUUUAGGUCAAGUUCGUUCCCUAACUCAUUUCCAUGUAGUAUUCUGGUACCCAAAACAACCAUAUUGCAAACAGUAUCAUGAUAACACUUAGAACAUUUGUACAUUCUACAACCAGACACAAAUAUCCCAUAUGACAUAUCAAUACUGUGCCCUUCUAUAGAAUGCCACUAAAAGACUUUAGACCGUAACAGUUCCGUUGAUUUUCAGAUUGCUCCGCUACACAUUCCUUGGGUAGAAUGAAACACCUUUAUAUGUACAUGUCAUCAGUAUACACAACGACACCAGUGCUUGUGUUCAUAUUAGAUCCGUCAAUAAAAACUGUUUAACCCUUAAAGGGUUUGUCAGAUCACAGACAAUCGUCCCUAUUCGGAAACUCUGUUGUGCCAUAACAAAUGACAAAUUCGAAAGAAAAUCAUUGACUCCAUACGUUUCCAAUUUCAAACAUUUAUCAAUUUUGUACUUAAAGGUAUUGAAAAAAAUACAACACUUUCAAAACUACAAUUUAUUUUAAUUAUUUGUUAAUUUUUGUAAAAGAAAUACAUAUAAAUGUUAGACACUGUAUGUCUGUUACUAAAGUUUUUAUAAUAGAAUAAGACGAGUAUUUAAAAGUGAUGUUUAUAAUCUAAACUUUAUAUUUAUUUUGAAUUUAACUCAUAGAAAAGCUUUUUUAUACAAAAAAAAUUGGCAAUUGGUUAAUUAUUUAUUGUUAAACUUUUUUUUACAUUUUCAAAGCAAAAAAAACAUAAAAAAGAAUUCUUAGAUGAAGGGACCAUUAAAAACAUUAAUAAUAAUAAUUGACACUAAUGAUCAAAAGUUAAAAAUGUUUAACACCAAAAAUUUAAACAUAAACUGAUAAAACCAACACAUAGUAGUACUUUGUUGGUCCAGUUAUUAGAUAGUAACAAUUAAAGAACAUAUUGUAUUACAAAACAAGUUUAUAAUACUUAGUUCAAGUUUGUUAUAGAUAGAUGAACAUAAAGUAGAAGUUUGAGAUAUAAUAAAGGUCAAUAGAGUUUGACUAGAUGUUUUUUAUUUCAAGUUUUUAAUUUGUUAAUUUUUUUAUACAAAUAAAAUUCGUAACGUAUAUAAAAUAUAUAGAUAAUUUUAUUAUUAAAUAAAUAAAAUAUAUACCA
Molecule: messenger RNA, 5159 nt
Organism: Lucilia sericata (common green bottle fly)
Lineage: Eukaryota; Metazoa; Arthropoda; Insecta; Diptera; Calliphoridae
Exons: 12
Coding region: 341-1885 (514 amino acids)
Cellular component (GO): plasma membrane
Molecular function (GO): GTPase activity; GTP binding; calcium channel regulator activity
Source: RefSeq, a predicted model, not a curated record